Spirometra erinaceieuropaei is the source of this 846-nucleotide messenger RNA. The record is from the annotation of a GenBank genome assembly. Lineage: Eukaryota; Metazoa; Platyhelminthes; Cestoda; Diphyllobothriidea; Diphyllobothriidae.
AUGUCCAAUCUGACAAGCGGAAAUCUAUGGUCCUUCCCAACGACUGCGGAGUUCUUCAAGGUUCCAUUUUAUCCCCUCACCUUUUCUCCCUCCACACCGAUGAACUUAGAUCCCCUAACGACUGUCUUUUGGUUAAGUAUGGUGAUGUAGUUGUUGGACACUCUCAAAAAUCUGAUGUACCUCCAGUCUCUGAAGGAUGGCCUUAACCAUGUCCUAGUAUGGUCUGAGGAAAAUGGUCCCCUAGUGAACAACCAAAAAUCAGUUCAGUGUAUUUCCUGACUGCGGCCCUAUCCUAGUCCUGAAUCCUCUGACAUCCGUCCUAACGAGAUAUCCUCUUUCAGGUACCUUGACGUUACUUUGUCCUCAAACCUUUUAUUUUCCCUCCAUAUGGAGUCCGUAUUUACUAUAGUUCGUAAACAUCUUUAUUACAUCCGUCGUUUAAGUUCCUACCACACCCUCGACACAUAGUCUGGCGAUUCAUCGAUGCCCGCAUUCUUCCUUUUAUUUUUUAUUGUUUUCCUAUCAUUUUUCCUGCUUUGCUCAAAAAAGAUCUUUUAAUUUCAGAACGAGACCUCCGAAUGCUCUCUUCUGCCGCUGGUGUUUCUUAUCUUUUUAGUCGAUACUAUCCUACAACUACAUGUCAAUACGGUCAAGCAAUUUUCUGGUCGGAUUAUGGAUGACGUUGCCCAUCCCCUGCAUUCUGAUCUUAUUUUUGCGAAGUCUUCCCGUCCAUGCGCCGCGGCUUCCGACUUAUGUCUUGUCACACAUAGGCUUUUCGAGCUUCUGUAUUGCCAUUCCUGGCGUGCUAUCUUACGUGUGAAGCCAAGACUUGGACUGUCCACAUAA